This is a messenger RNA of Neltuma alba, 2234 nucleotides long. Its product is annotated as L-type lectin-domain containing receptor kinase IV.1-like. Bases 79 to 2088 code for a protein of 669 amino acids. The record is from RefSeq and is a predicted model, not a curated record. NCBI's taxonomy places the organism in Eukaryota, Viridiplantae, Streptophyta, Magnoliopsida, Fabales, Fabaceae. Gene Ontology annotation, biological process: protein phosphorylation. Gene Ontology annotation, molecular function: carbohydrate binding; ATP binding; protein kinase activity. The transcript has a single exon.
CUGUGAUUGUAGUGUAUACAUUUAAGGAAGAUAUACGUAUAGCAGAGGAGACAAUUAACAGAAGGUUGAGACAAAGCUAUGUUCGUGAAGCUUGUUAUGGCGUUGGCGGUUUUGUUGGCGACAACAAUGGUACAAGUGAGUGGCGCAGAUACGAGUUUCAUCUUUAAUCAUGGCUUCCAAUCUGCUAAUUUAACCAUGGAUGGCAUUUCUAUCAUCACUCCCAAUGGCCUUCUCCAACUCAACAACGAAACUGGGAGGCAAAUGGGUCAUGCUUUUUACUCCAAUCCAGUAGUUUUCACAAACACUUCUUCUUUCUCUACUACUUUUGUUUUCGCCAUUAGACCUCUAUAUUCAACUCUUGGUAGUCCUGGCAUGGCUUUUGUGAUCUCUCCAAAAUAUGCUUUUCCAGAUGCUCAGCCCUACCAGUACUUCGGCCUCUUCAACAAAACCAACCUUGGUGACCCCAAAAACCACGUGCUCGCUGUAGAAUUGGACGCCAUCCAGAACAUGGAUGUUGGGGAUAUCGAUGGUAACCAUGUCGGGAUCGAUAUUAACGGCUUGAAUUCCACAAAAGCUGCUUCUGCCGGAUAUCAUGUCAACAGGUUUCAAUAUCAGAAUUUGAGCCUCAGCAGUGGCUUGCCGAUGCAGGUGUGGGUGGACUAUGAUGGGGGCAAGAAGCAAAUUAGUGUCACCCUAGCUCCAAUCAAUGUUAACAAGCCCGAAAUACCAUUGUUAACAUUGUCCAAAGAUCUUUCUCAAAUUCUAACAAACCCCAGUUAUGUCGGAUUCUCAUCUUCUAAUGGGCUGCUCACAGCUGGUUCUAAUUAUGUUCUUGGCUGGAGUUUCCAGAUCAAUGGCGAAGCACAAACGCUUGAUGCCUCGAGGCUCCCAAAACUCCCACGACUUGAGGGGAAGAAACAAUCCAUGAUUUUGCCAAUUGGGUUACCCCUCCUUUCACUUUUUCUAAUUGUUCUUACUAGUUUAUCUAUAGCUUAUUACAUAUACAGGAAAAGGAAAUUUUCUGAGGUUGUGGAGGAGUGGGAGCAAGACUAUGGUCCUCAUAGGUUCAAAUACAAAGAUCUCUAUAUUGCCACAAAGGGAUUUAGAGAGAGAGAGCUUCUCGGCAGUGGUGGUUUUGGUAGAGUCUACAAAGGAACAGUUCCAGGUUCAAAUGUUGAGAUUGCCGUGAAGAAAGUAUCCCAUGAAUCUCGACAAGGGAUGAGAGAAUUCAUAGCAGAAAUCGUAAGCAUUGGUCGUCUACGCCAUCGAAACCUCGUAUCUCUUUUGGGAUAUUGUAGGCGAAAAGGUGAACUUCUUUUGGUUUAUGAUUUCAUGCCGAAUGGAAGCUUAGAUAAAUACCUCCAUAACCAACCCAGAGUGACACUAAACUGGAUGCAAAGAUUCAAAAUCAUCAAAGGCAUAGCUUCGGGACUGUGCUAUCUGCAUGAAGAGUGGGAGCAAGUUGUGGUUCACAGAGACAUAAAAGCAAGCAAUGUUUUGCUAGAUUCAGAGUUUAAUGGCAGGUUAGGAGAUUUUGGUCUGGCAAGGUUAUACGAUCAUGGGAGUGAUCCUGCAACUACACAUGUGGUCGGGACCUUGGGUUAUCUGGCACCGGAGAACACAAGAACAGGAAAAGCCACAACAAAGUCUGAUGUUUUUGCUUUUGGCGCUUUUUUGCUGGAGGUUGCAUGUGGAAAAAGGCCUAUAGAGCGAGGAAGAGAAGAAUUUAUCUUGGUGGACUGGGUUUAUGGGUUAUGGAAGAGGGGUGAAAUUAAUGAGGCAAGGGAUCCAAAUUUAGGAGCAGAGUACAAAGCAGAGGAGGUAGAAUUAGUGUUGAAAUUGGGGCUUAUGUGUUCCAAUUCGAAGGCUGAAUAUAGGCCAAGCAUGCGCCGAGUUGUGCAGUACUUGAAUAUGGAAGUGCCUUUGCCUGUUUUGCCAUUGCCAUUGUCGUCUCCUUCUGGCUUUGGAUUUACAUAUGGGAGUCAGCAAGACUUUGCUGACAUUCAAAUGUCCCUUGGGUCUUCAAGUAUGGAUGGCUAUUUCUCUCGCACUUCAAUUCCUGAAUCAAUCCUCUCUGAAGGUCGUUGAUUUCCUUUUGAAGACAACAUCUAUGGGACAUAGCAGUUAGGUACUCUUGGUCAGGUUGCGUAUAUAACAUGCUUAUGUUUCCUCUGUUCUAUGCUUUUUUAGUUGUGCUCUGCGUGCAUUUUAAAAUGAAAUGAGUUUGAGCUUUC